Molecule: messenger RNA, 3100 nt
Organism: Centruroides sculpturatus (bark scorpion)
Lineage: Eukaryota; Metazoa; Arthropoda; Arachnida; Scorpiones; Buthidae
Gene: NetA
Product: netrin-1-like
Exons: 7
Coding region: 19-1803 (594 amino acids)
Molecular function (GO): protein binding
Source: RefSeq, a predicted model, not a curated record
GCGCCGUCGACACGCAACAUGUCGCCCGCCGUCGUGGCCGCGCUCGUCGGACUGUACCUGCCGCUGUGUUUGGCCAAUUUCCUGGGGAUGUUCGCCGUGCAGCAGAACCCGCCCGAUCCCUGUUACGACGAAACCAACGAACCCCGCAGAUGCAUUCCCGACUUCGUCAACGCCGCCUUCGGAAAGGAAGUCAAGGCGUCGAGCGAGUGCGGCAACCCGCCCAGUCGCUACUGCGUCACGUCCGGCGACGACAAGGGAGAGAUCGUGCGGAACUGCCAGAUCUGCGACGCCGGCCACCCCAAGCGACGACACCCGGUGGCUUACCUGACCGACCUGAACAACCCCAACAACGUCACCUGCUGGAUGUCGGAGCCUUUCGGGCAGUCGCUACACAACGUUUCUCUGACGUUGAGUUUGGGCAAGAAGUACGAACUGACCUACAUCAGUCUGCAGUUCUGUAACCAGAAACCCGAUUCGCUGGCCAUUUAUAAGAGCAUGGAUUACGGCAAGACGUGGCACCCCUUCCAGUACUACUCCAGCCAGUGCCGCAAGAUGUACGGGCGCCAGAACAGGGCCAUCAUCACCAAGGCCAACGAGCAGGAGCCCCUUUGUACCGACGCCCAGUCCAACGUGGAGCCCGCCUCGGGGGCGCGCAUCGCUUUCAGCACGCUGGAGGGAAGGCCGUCCGCCUACGACUUCGACAACAGCCCCGUGCUGCAGGACUGGGUCACCGCCACCGACGUCAAAGUGGUCUUCAACAGACUCAGCGGAUGGACCCCCGAACCCACCGACAACGAGUCCUACGCGCAGCGCGAAAGCCACUACUACUCCGUCUCCGACUUGGCCGUCGGAGGCAGGUGCAAGUGCAACGGACACGCUUCCCGCUGCGUCCACAACCGCGACGGACUCCUGGUGUGCGACUGCAAGCACAACACCGCCGGACGAGACUGCGAGAAGUGCAAACCUUUCCACUUCGACCGACCCUGGGGCAGAGCCACCGCUCACGAGGCGCACGAAUGCGUCGCCUGCAACUGCAAUCUGCACGCCAGAAGAUGCCGCUUCAACAUGGAAUUGUACAAACUGUCGGGCAGGAAGAGCGGAGGAGUCUGCCUCAAGUGUCGACACAACACCGCCGGACGGCACUGCCACUACUGCAAGGAGGGAUACUACAGGGACGCCACCAAGCCCGUCACCCAUCGGAAGGCCUGCAGAGCCUGCGACUGUCACCCCGUAGGCGCUUCGGGCAGGACCUGCAACCAGACCACCGGCCAGUGUCCUUGCAAGGACGGAGUGACCGGCGUCACCUGCAAUCGCUGCGCCAAGGGCUACCAGCAGAGUCGAUCUCCCAUCGCUCCUUGCAUUAAGAUCCCGCGGAUCGACGCGCCCAAGCACUCCGUCUCCUCUCAAGACAGGUGCGCCGGCUGCAAGGUAUCGAAGAAGAGAGUCAACCUGAACAAAUACUGCAAGAGGGAUUACGCCAUGCAGGCCAACGUCUUGUCCAGGGAGACCUUGGGAGAAUGGGUGAGAUUCACCGUUCACGUCAUGCAGGUGUACAAACAAGGACCGAGUAAAGUCAGGAGAGGAACGCAGUUUCUCUGGGUCAGUCUGGCCGAUUUGGCCUGCAAAUGCCCUAAACUACGCGUCAAAAACACCUACCUCAUCUUAGGUAAAGACGACAGACACUCGGAACAUCCGGGUCUGUCGGCCGACGGUCGCAGCAUCGUCAUCGAGUGGAAGGACGAUUGGGCCAGACGCCUGCGACGGUUCCAGCGGCGACAGAGGAAGGGGAGAUGCAAGAACUGACGCGGGCGCCUCCGGAUCUCUUCGGCCACGGUCGCGCGCGGAUCACCCGUAGCCUUUCCACCUCCAAAUUCGAGGCGACGUCCCGCCGACGGCGCGGCGCGGGAGGAGACGGCGUUUUCUUCCGUCGGCCGAUUCCCCAUCGUCGGUGGGGGACGCGUCUCUAUCGAGUUCCUAUAGCCUCUGUGUCGUGUUGGUGUGGUCAAGUCUUUCGCUCGACGCGCGUUCCGGUUCCCAUCGGUCCGCCCAUCUCUGGUGGUCGACCGCCCCCCUCCGAAUAAGAAUUACAGCGGUUGCGAGAAGCGGGGCGGCGGUCGUUCGGAUUGCGAUUUUUUUUCUCACCAGGUAUUUCCAGGUUCGGACCGUCGAGUUCCGCUUUAAACGGACCAGACGGAACGACGGGAAUAUCGCUAAAUCAAAAGACUCGAAAUAACGUUUUUCUCCGUUAUUUUAAUUUGGCGCAAAACUCGGGCCUUUGGCGGGAAAUGGCGGCUGGCGAAGAAGAGAAGGGCAAUUCUUGUCGGUCCGGAGCCUUCCCAACGGCGACCGACCGAGAUAUAAAAACGGAAAGGGACCGCGGGCGACCGGCGGUCGGGACGAUCCGGUGUUGCCACCGGAGACGCCUCUCGGACGAAACGGUUUGCGCCAGUUAAACGACAAUGGCUCGAUUCCAGUUUUUAUAUUAUUAUUAUUUUUAAUAUUAUUAUUAUUAUUGCACUUUUGUAUUAUCGCACCUUCCUGCAAUUUUGUAUAUAAUUUUACUUAAGAAGGGCCUUUUAUUUAUGACGCGACGCCAAGGUACAUUUUUCCAUAUUUUGUUCCGAGGAGUGGUCGACGUUACGACGCGCGCCGGACGGUUCCGUGGCGGGGUCGAGUCGAACGACGAGUCGUGGCUUCUUACGUGUCCGUGACGUAACCGAGAUGUUGGAUGUACAUUCGAUAUAUCGUUAGAAGGUAGCUUAAUUCCGGUGGCCGAACGUUUUUGUACUCGGUCGAGUGCGGUAUUGUCUUGGUUGUCGUCACCGAAAUGUCUCCUUUUUCUUAAUCUUGGACGUGUGUUUGGAAACGAGAAAUUUCCGCCGGAAAUAUCGCAGUCUUUACUCUUAAAAUAAGAAUUAUUCCGAAACGCUUACGACUCACGUUUCGUCUGGAAGAAAUCGUCGGUUUGACAAAGAUUUAACUCUAAGAGUUUGUUAAAGAUUUUAAAAAAAUAUUUCUCCAUAAAACUCAUUUUGUUGCCGCUUUAAUAAAUUUUGAGUAUCGAAAUCCCGACUCUUUUCUCUUUCUUUACCGUUUUCGG